Molecule: messenger RNA, 327 nt
Organism: Synchiropus splendidus (mandarinfish)
Lineage: Eukaryota; Metazoa; Chordata; Actinopteri; Syngnathiformes; Callionymidae
Product: retinol dehydrogenase 12-like
Exons: 2
Source: RefSeq, a predicted model, not a curated record
GGACCGCGCUGCGGCGCCUGCGCCACGCGCCUGAACGGGAAGACCGCGAUAGUGACGGGGGCCAACACAGGGAUCGGGAAGUUCAUCGCCCUGGACUUGGCCCGACGUGGAGCUCGAGUCAUCCUGGCCUGCAGGAGCGAGUCUCGGGGACAGGCGGCGGUGGACCAGAUUCGAGGGCAAAGCGGGAACCAGAACGUGCACCUCCGUCUGGUGGACUUGUCUCUUCUGGAGUCGGUCAGAGCAUUUGUUGAGAGGAUUCUAGGGGAGGAGAAAGCUCUCCACAUCCUGGUGAACAACGCGGCAGUGUUAAGAGUCGUGAGCAUAUGA